CGCGCCUGCGCGUCCACCAACACGCGCGUUCCCCCUUCGCCAGAUACGAUAUUCUAGCUAUUCCAAUGAUUAAGUCGCCCCAGCCCGCCUUAUAGCCGUACCUCCCCCGUUCUCGGCUCCUUCCCCCUCUCCAUCAUGGCUUACCAUGGUGGCUCUGACGGCGCCAGCUCGCUGUUGAGCUCUGCACCAUCCGACCCAUCGUCCCCCCUCACAGUGCUCUCUUCUUCACCUUCCCCCCCGCCAGAAUUCGCCUUGUUCGCUCCCCUGCCGACCUACCCAUCCCCGUCCUCGUCCCAGCGCUCAUCUGCCAAUGCCUCGCCCGCACCCGAGAAUAUGGCCUCCACACCUCCCUCCAGCAACGACAGCGGCGGGCCUCCACGAAAGAAGAGAAAACUCGCAGAUCCCAAGCCGCGCACCACCGAGCAACUUGAUCUUCGGGCAGAAGAGGUCGCAGAGAGCGAGAGGCCGCAACUCGAGCGCCUUUUGAAGGUCCUGCACAAGAAACGAAAGAUCGUGGUCAUCGCGGGUGCCGGAAUUUCCGUGUCGGCUGGCAUUCCCGACUUCCGAUCAUCUGGCGGUUUAUUUAGUUCCCUCCGCAAGCAGCACAAGUUGAAGUCCUCCGGCAAAGAUCUCUUCGACGCGUCUGUCUACCAAGAUGAUUCGUCUACAUCGUCAUUCCACGACAUGGUGCGGUCACUAUCGCAAAAGACCAAGGACGCGCAGCCCACCGCCUUUCACCACCUUCUUGCAACCUUGGCACAUGAAGGCAGACUAUUGCGCCUCUACUCUCAAAACGUUGAUGGCAUUGACACAUCUCUGCCGCCACUGAAGACCGAGGUUCCACUCCCUAAGAAAGGCCCAUGGCCCAAGACUGUUCAACUACACGGUGGCCUCGAUCACAUGGUGUGUUCAAAAUGCCAUACACUUUCCGACUUUGAUGCCGAUCAAUUCAAUGGCCCGGUCCCCCCUGCUUGUAGUAACUGUGCUUUGAAUGACGCUGUCCGCCAAGUCGCAGAAAAACGUAGUCAUGGCAUUGGCCGACUCCGCCCUCGAAUGGUUUUGUACAACGAACACAACCCUGACGAUGAAGCCAUCGGGUCUUGUGCAAGUCUGGACCUACGCACUCGCCCUGAUGCUGUUAUUGUUGCUGGUACGACUUUAAAAGUUCCUGGAGUAAGGCGGAUCGCUCGAGAAAUGUGUGGUGUUGUCAGGGGCCGACGCGAUGGUGUCACGGUUUGGAUCAACAAUGACCCUGAACCAAUGGGGAAAGAUCUCCAAAAUUGCUGGGAUCUGGUGGUUAGGGGUCCAUGUGAUGAAGUUGCUCGCCACGCCGCCAUGCGAAGAUGGGAUGAUCCGAUUAUAUAUCGGGAAGUAACGGAUGAGCAGUUGACCAAGGCCAAAGUGAAACAAAAGGCUGAAGUCGUCGUGUCAUCUCCCAGGAAACCACAAGCUCUCGAGCAGAUUCAACGCCAGCUGGUCACGCCAGCUCCAAGUCCACGUAUUGCUCCCCAACAACCGAUGAAACAGGAGCCAGCCGAGCAGCCUACGACGCCAUCGAAAACGAAGGGCAAGAAGAGGAAGUCUCAGGGGGUACCUGCUGAAAACUCUGCAGAUAAUAAAACCAAGAGACCGGCUCCAAAGAAGCAACAAGCUCGGGCGAAGAAACAGGCAAACGCCAAGAGCAACGCCAAACCCAACAACAGCAGAAUCACGGAUGCAUUCAGAACAUCAAAAACUGUCCUGGCCCCUUCCUUAAAAUCGAAAGGUCACAGAUUCAUUCCCUCCGAGUAUAUAGGGGGCAUUCCGAACCAGCCAACCGCGAACGAGGACAGCAAGGACAAUAUCAACGUUGCUCCGAAGCCCGCACCUAGUACCCCAGCUCCAAAGCAAAAUCGUGCGCGUGUGACCGUGUUUAAGAAGAACAGUAACAACCGGCACAUGGCUUCGAUAUCUUCGUCUGAUCCACGCUACAAUACUGCAUUUCCGUUAACCCCAGACAGGCCUGCAGUGGAGCCCUUCACCUCUCCCGUUUCUUCUCCUUAUCCCUUUUCUUUGCGCAGACAGCCUCAGCCGGAGUCCAUGUUAAACGAUUCGAGACCUUCCUCAUCGAGUUCGCAUAAAAGCGAUACCAUCAUUCCUGAGGGGCCUUUACCCCAUAACUUUGGGGUGCUUCUUGAUAUGGCGACAGGCUAGUUUGCAUUUGUAGGCGUUGUUGGCUAUACGGGCAGAGCAACUGCACUCAACAGUUGUUGCAAGCUCAUUGCAUAGUCGGCGUUCAUGGAACUAUGCAAGAGUUCCACCGGUGAUUCAUGUACAUUUUUCCUUUCUUCACUUUAUCGCUCUUCAUCUCUCAACUGCAUGGAUACCCGACCGGACAACGGGCCAAGGCAGAUAAGGGACCCUACAGGAUCGCUAGAAUUGUGGUCGGAUGCUAUCUUAGAGACGAUGGAUUUGACCUUCUGUUGUCGUUUAAUUGACAAAUUCGUGCGAGAUGUUGUUGCAUUUUAG
Molecule: messenger RNA, 2508 nt
Organism: Lindgomyces ingoldianus
Lineage: Eukaryota; Fungi; Ascomycota; Dothideomycetes; Pleosporales; Lindgomycetaceae
Product: DHS-like NAD/FAD-binding domain-containing protein
Exons: 2
Coding region: 136-2193 (685 amino acids)
Biological process (GO): regulation of DNA repair; pericentric heterochromatin formation; replication-born double-strand break repair via sister chromatid exchange
Cellular component (GO): mating-type region heterochromatin
Molecular function (GO): histone deacetylase activity, NAD-dependent; NAD+ binding
Source: RefSeq, a predicted model, not a curated record